AUGCGGAUUUCCUGGGGCUUUCUGGCCUUCCCGGCCGCAGGAUUGGCCAUCGAGAACGGCAUUAACGGCUGGCUACGAUAUGCGCCCCUUCCCAACGACCAGCGCCCUUCAAACCUUCGAUUACCGGGUGCUAUCAUGGCUUUGAGCACCAACAAGACUAGCCCCGUUUACACCGCAGGCCAGGAGCUGCAAGCCGGCAUCAAAAGCAUUCUUAACCAGAUUCUUCCCCUUUAUCAUGAACCCGACGAGUAUAUAGGAUCAACCAUCUUGGUCUCUACAACCGGAGAGUUCUACGGUAGAGAGAAAGGCGAUGUGAAAGCUACCGCAACGCUGGCUGAUGAUGGCUACCUUCUUCGCGUGAGAGCGGGAAAUGUAGUCAUUCUUGGUCAGACCGAGCGUGGUGCCUUGUACGGAGCCUUCGACUAUCUCUCGCGAAUCGCUCAAGGAAGGUUCUCUGAUGCCGACUUGGUGUCGAACCCAGACGCCCCAAUCCGAUGGGUGAAUCAGUGGGAUAACAUGGACGGCAGCAUCGAGCGCGGUUAUGCCGGCCCUUCCAUCUUUUUCAGCAACAACGCGAUUCCCAAGAACCUCAAUAGGGUUACUCAGUAUGCUCGGCUACUCGCUUCCAUAGGCAUCAAUGGCAUCAUUGUCAACAAUGUCAACGCCAACGCAAACUUGCUCACGGACGCAAACAUCGAUGGACUGGGCCGUAUAGCAGACGCAAUGCGCCCGUACGGUGUACAGGUCGGCAUAUCAUUAAACUUUGCGUCGCCCCAGACGUUGGGUGGGCUGUCAACCUUUGAUCCCCUCGAUCAAUCGGUGAUUUCCUGGUGGACCGCCAAGACGAAUCGCCUCUACAAGCGCAUUCCCGACAUGGCAGGCUAUCUGGUCAAGGCCAACUCGGAAGGGCAACCAGGACCACUCACCUACAACCGCACACUUGCAGACGGUGCAAAUUUGUUCGCCAAAGCUGCGCAACCGCACGGCGGCAUUGUCAUGUUCAGAGCCUUUGUCUACGAUAAUCACAUCAACCCGGCCGACCUGAAAGCGGAUCGCGCCAAUCAUGCUGUUGAAUUCUUCAAAGUACUUGACGGGCAGUUCUUGGACAACGUUGUUGUGCAGAUCAAGUACGGACCCAUCGACUUUCAGGUUCGGGAGCCCGCGUCGCCUUUAUUCGCCAACAUACCCCAGACAAACACCGCCAUAGAACUUCAAAUCACUCAGGAAUACUUGGGUCAGCAGAGCCAUCUUGUCUACGUUGCACCGUUGUGGAAGACUAUCCUAGAUUUCGACCUUCGUGCUGAUGACCAACCGUCACUUGUCCGUGAUGUUAUUGCUGGCCGUCGGUUCAGCAACAAGCGUGGUGGCUACGCUGGUGUCGUCAAUGUUGGGACCAACACCACAUGGUUAGGGAGCCAUUUGGCCAUGUCGAACUUGUAUGCCUACGGCCGUAUGGCUUGGGAUCCCACGCAAGACCCGCAAGCUCUACUUGCAGACUGGACGCGACUCACGUUUGGCUCAGACCCUCUUGUACUUGGAGUUAUAACGGAAAUAUCCAUGGCUUCCUGGCCAGCAUACGAAAACUACACGGGCAACCUUGGUAUCCAGACACUGACCGAUAUCUUGUACACCCACUACGGUCCGAAUCCUGCAUCCCAGGACAACAACGGUUGGGGACAAUGGACGCGUGCAGAUCAUGACGGGAUCGGCAUGGACAGAACGGUCUCCACAGGCACCGGGUUCUCCGGCCAGUAUCCCGCCGAAGUAGCCGGGAAGUUCGAAAGCAUCGAGACCACUCCGGAUGACCUUCUCCUCUGGUUCCACCAUGUGAACUACACGCACGUCCUCAAGUCCGGCAAGUCCGUGAUCCAGCACUUUUACGAUGCUCACUACGCUGGUGCCGAAACGGCCCAGACGUUCCCCAUCGCAUGGGAGUCACUUAGGAAGAAGAUUGACACCGAUCGCUUCAACGACGUUCUCUUCCGCCUCCGCUACCAAGCCGGUCACUCCAUCGUCUGGCGCGAUUCCGUUUGCCAGUUCUACCACAAUCUUUCCGGCAUCCCAGACGUAGCGGGUCGUGUGGGAAAGCAUGAGUACAGGAUCGAGGCAGAGACCAUGACACUGAAGAACUACAAACUUACCGGUGUCAACCCGGUUGAGACGGCGUCGAAUCUGACUGCUGUAGUUCUGGUCUCCAACAACACAUCGGGAGAAGCUAGCACGAAACUCAACUUUGACUCGGGCAAGUACGAUGUUGCCAUCAAUUACUUUGACUUGAUCGGUGGUAAGGCACGCUAUAAGGCGUUCCUCAAUGGGAAGCUGUUGUUGGAGUGGGCUGGGGAUCUGGAAGAUAAGCUAGGCCAUGCUUUCUCUACGAAGCUUGACGGACACUCAGCUACGAGGGUUACUAUUCGCGACGUGCAGAUCCAGAAGGGAGAUGUGUUGAAGAUUACGGGAGUGGCUGAUGGGAACGAGUUGGUACCGUUGGAUUAUGUUGCUAUCUUGCCGCAGGGUGUUGUUGACUAG
Messenger RNA from Sordaria macrospora k-hell, 2526 nucleotides. RefSeq lists its product as uncharacterized. The record is from RefSeq and is a predicted model, not a curated record. Gene Ontology annotation, cellular component: extracellular region. Gene Ontology annotation, molecular function: alpha-glucuronidase activity. Lineage: Eukaryota; Fungi; Ascomycota; Sordariomycetes; Sordariales; Sordariaceae. Gene Ontology annotation, biological process: xylan catabolic process.